AUGUCAGGUCUACUACUGUUACUUCUGCUCGCACCUGUUCUGGCAUUAAAAACAAGUGGCAUGGCACAGGUUAAAACUCACGUCUCUGAACUGAGACCGUCUUAUGAUUACAUCGUCGUCGGCGGAGGAACAUCAGGCCUGACUGUUGCGGAUCGCUUAUCCGAAGAUGGAACGAAAACUGUCUUGGUAGUCGAGUAUGGGUAUCUCGACCACAGCCCGGAUAUCCUUCUUCCAUCACCAGCAAAAAAUGAUCGAAACAUGUCUCGUUUCUACGACUACAUGUCUGUACCACAGACUGAGCUAAACAACAAGACUACCAUUGCCUAUGCGGCAGCAAUCGUUGGAGGUGGAUCUGCCGUUGAUCAUAUGAUGUUCGACAGAGGCUCUGCCGAUGACUAUGAUAAUUGGGAGAAACUUCGAAAUCCUGGAUGGGGUUGGAAAGAGCUGUUACCGUACUUCCAAAAGAGCGUGAAAUUUACCCCACCAACUCGGGAGCAACAGGAGAAAUAUGGCUACACUUAUGAUGAGAGUGCGUAUGGGGGCAACGGACCCAUCCACGCCAGCUAUCCUCCGUUUCAGUGGCCACAGCAAAAGCUUCAAUGGAAUGCAUGGCUCGAUCUCGGUAUCGAAGCCACAACAGAGGGAGCCGGAGGCGAAGCACUCGGCCUCUUUUGGAUUCCAAGCGCCAUGAAUCCCAAAAAUGAAACACGCUCAUACUCUAAGACUGGGCACUACGACCCAUCAUCUCUUCGCGAAAACUACCACCUCUUGACCGGACACCAAACCAGAGAGGUUGUCAUCUUGAAAUCGCGAGCCGAGGGGAUCACGAUCCAUGCCAGAGAUGGCACUGACACAGCACUUACGACUAUCUCCGCUACCAGAGAAGUUAUUCUUGCUGCUGGAGCAUUCGGAAGUCCCACAAUUCUACAGCGCAGUGGAGUCGGUCCUAAAGAUAUCCUUGAAAGCGCAGGAAUCGAAGUCAAGAUGGAUCUUCCUGGUGUUGGUCAAAACUUCCAGGACCAUGCAGCCACCCUCCUGCUUUACACAUAUGCAACCAAUUCUGAGCCAAAUUCUCAGACAAUAACCACCAAUGCAUCGGUCAAGGCGGAGGUGGAAGCGGAGUACUACAAGAAUAAGACUGGUCCUAUGACAGUUGGUUACGGCAACAGUGUUGUCUUUCUUCCACUUCCAACCAUUGACCCGAACUACGAGUCUUUGAUGCGAAAGCUGGCCGCUCAAGAUUCCGCCGCCUUGCUUCCGCCAAGUUAUGAUAAAACUCUCCAUGCAGGCUACGCACUACAGAAAGAACUCCUUCUUGAAUCGCUGGCCUCCAAGAAAUCUGCAAUCCUGGAAGUCUUCUUCAAUGGCGAUCCCACUAUGGUUCUGGUCCUGCAGAAACCGCUCUCUCGUGGCACAGUUUCGAUCAACCCCAGAGCACCCUAUUCUAACCCCAUCAUUGACCCACGCGUCUUCGCCAAUCCAAUUGAUCUUGAAAUGGACAUCUCCAUGGUGAAAUACGUACGAAGGUGGUUUCGGGCACCAAGCCAAGCUUCACUCACUCCUGUGGAAGUAUUACCUGGCAGUGCGGUCCAGAGUGACGAAGAGAUCACUGCUGCUAUCAGGGAACUCUCUGUUCCAACACUCGGUCACGCGCUGGGAACCUGCUCCAUGAUGCCUUUGGAGCUUGGUGGGGUAGUGGGUUCAGACCUUCUUGUGCAUGGGGUUGAGAAGGCUUGA
Molecule: messenger RNA, 1737 nt
Organism: Cadophora gregata
Lineage: Eukaryota; Fungi; Ascomycota; Leotiomycetes; Helotiales; Ploettnerulaceae
Exons: 7
Coding region: 1-1737 (578 amino acids)
Biological process (GO): secondary metabolite biosynthetic process
Molecular function (GO): oxidoreductase activity, acting on CH-OH group of donors; flavin adenine dinucleotide binding
Source: RefSeq, a predicted model, not a curated record